AUGUGUUGCAUCAGUAGAAUUUCUGAAGAACAGGAACCGUCAUCGUACUCUGAAGCGGCACAUGAUGCUAAAUGGCAACAUGCUAUGGAAGUUGAACUCAAGGCUCUCAAUGAGAACCAUACUUGGGACAUUGUUCCAUUACCGGCAGGACGGAAACCUAUUGGUUGCAAAUGGGUUUAUAAAAUCAAAUUUAAGGCAGAUGGAUCUGUUGAACGAUACAAGGCUCGUUUAGUUGCGAAGGGGUUCACGCAACGGGAAGGAUUUGAUUAUCAUGAAACAUUCUCUCCUGUAGCCAAAGAAGUCACUGUUCGCUCAUUUCUAUCCAUUGCUGCUUCUCGCAACUGGCCACUGCAUCAAAUGGAUGUCAACAAUGCUUUCUUGCAUGGAGAUCUGGAUGAAGAGAUUUAUAUGGAACUUCCACAGGGAUUACGCAGACAGGGGGAGUCUCGUGUGUGUCAUCUCCGGAAAUCCCUGUAUGGACUCAAACAGGCCUCUAGGCAAUGGUAUGCCAAGUUCACUGCUGCUUUAACCAACACAGGUUUUCAGCAUUCCAAACAUGAUUAUGCAUUGUUCACAUGGACUGAAGACUUCAUCGAGUCCAUUGCUUUUAAGGUCGACGACGCCACCAGCUCCGAACCGGAAACUAUUUAUGGUGAAAAUGGCCGUAGGACUUACAAGUACAUAACUUCUUUAGCCGGAUAUCUCAAAAAUGCAAAGGAUAGUGGCACUCUAAUCAACUCACUCACAUUUCGAACCACCGGAAGAAUAUUGGGACCCAUUGGUAGAGAGGAAGGCGAGUACUUCUCCUUACCACUGGAAGCUGGGAAAGUUAUUAGCUUUUUCGGGACAAGUGGUGAUUUUCUUGAAUCUAUCGAAGCACACGUAGAGCUGUACUCCAACAAGCUCUAUCCCUUCAAGUCUGUGGGGUUAUUUGGGAGUUCGGAUGCAUCUUUUUGGGAUGAUGGCAAUAAGCAUACCAAUGUAAGGAAAAUCGUUGUUGAAUUUCAAGUAGAUACAGGGCCAUGGAUCCGAUCAAUCACGUUUCAGUAUGAAGAGGAGAGUAAAGAAUUGUGGCAAUCAGGGACGCAUGGUGGCUUUGAUAUAAACUACUUCCACAUAGUACGGAAUGUCGAGAUCCAUACGAUCAAAAUAGAUGAUCCAGAUGAGUAUUUGACUUCAAUAUGCGGGUGUUUUUCUGAUGAAGGCAUUAGGUCACUCACGUUUCAAACUAACAAAAAAAAAACGAUUGGACCUAUUGGUGAUGAAAAUGGGGCAACACACUUCUCAUCUCCCGCAACGGGUGGCAAAAUUGUUGGAUUUUAUGGGAGGAGUAUAGUACAUCUUGAAGCAAUUGGAGCAUAUUUUGAACCGAUCUCACAUCUCUACCCAAUUAAAUCAAUUGGGCCAUUUGGAGGCCUUGGGGACGUGCUUGGGACGAUGGGAAAUUCACCGGUGUAA
Molecule: messenger RNA, 1458 nt
Organism: Eucalyptus grandis
Lineage: Eukaryota; Viridiplantae; Streptophyta; Magnoliopsida; Myrtales; Myrtaceae
Product: jacalin-related lectin 9-like
Exons: 4
Coding region: 1-1458 (485 amino acids)
Molecular function (GO): carbohydrate binding
Source: RefSeq, a predicted model, not a curated record